AUCACCAGAAGUCACUUAACCUUUCUCCGAAGCCUGUUUUCUCAUCUGUAAAAUGGGAAUAAUGGGAGCACCUACCUCACAGGGUUAUUGGGGAGGAAUCAGAGAAGAUAAUCUGCGGCGCAAACCUUAAAGACCUAUAUCAGGGGUAUUAGGACCAUACAAAUCUCAUAAACGAAGCUCGUUGGAAAGUCAGUUUUACAAGAAGGAGUCAGCAGCGCAUGCGCUUCCGGGGAAGGCAAGUGCAUACGCAUGCGCAUUCCUCACGCAGUUUGCGAAGAGAACGAAGGCGUGUGUUCAGGCCUCGUCUCUGAACGUUUCUUGAGGCCUCUGCAGCUUCUCUAUCCUACACACUUAAGGCCUGGCCACUUCCACCACCAAGGCUCGGGAUGUUUCCUGAGCUUAAUAACUUGCUGAACGUCAGCCCUGAGAAGCCAGAGCAGGGGACGUUUACUCUGCUCUGCGAUGCCAAGACAGAUGGAAGCUUCCUUGUGCACCAUUUUCUCUCCUUUUACCUCAAAGCUAACUGUAAGGUUUGCUUUGUGGCCCUUCUCCAGUCCUUCAGUCACUAUAAUAUUGUAGGUCAAAAGCUGGGGGUCAAUCUGAUUGCUGCCCGAGAUCGGGGACAGUUGGUAUUCCUUGAAGGCCUGAAGUCCACUGUUGAAGUCCUCUUUGGGUCAGAGGAACAGCCAAACACCCUCAAGUUCAUCAGAGAGUCUGGCUCUGACCUGACGUCCUGGUAUGAGUUGGUGCAGAAAGCUCUGGCUCCCUCAGGUGAUGGUGAUGCUGCUUCGUGGAAGUGCCCGGUGAUUUUGGUGGAUGACCUGAGUGUCCUGCUCAGUUUGGGUGUUCAAGCAGUUGCUAUUCUGGACUUCAUCCAAUUCUGUAGAGUCACUGUCUGCUGCCGGUUGAAGGGAAACGUGGUGGCUUUGGUGCAUGACAGUGACAGAACAGAGGAUGAGGAGAGGACAAUGCUGACGAAUGCUCUCGGUCACCAAAGUAGUUUGAUCCUCCGGGCUGAGGGAUUGGCAACUGGAUUCUGCAAGGAUGUUCACGGGCAGUUGAAAAUCCUGUGGCGGGGAUUGCAGCAGCCAAAAGUUGAGCAGACUCGGAGUCUCACUUAUCAAUACAAGAUACAGGACAAGACUGUGACCUUCUUUGCUAAAGGACUAUCUCCUGCUGUGCUGUGACUUGAUCUUUGGACUGUGAAAAGUGACAUGCUGACUGUUUUCAGAUUUGAAGGAAAAGGCCAUGCCGUAAACAGACCUUCCCCAGCUUUGCUCAAGCUAAACAGACCAGCGUAGCUACUUCAGAUGUGGCUUCUGUGGUGGAAGCCCAGGGCAGGACUGCUAUAUGUUUUGCCUGCUUGUCUGAUUCACCCCUGUUCUUGGUAAGCAGACCAAGAGUGAAUGUGCAGAACUCUCAAGAAAUGGGCAUCCUGUCUACUCACUGUGGGAAACUGAGCCUAGAUUCUAGUCUUGGGCUUUGGAUGUAAACAUACUGCACAGUGGGCUGAUCUUGUUGGCACAUGUGUGUAAUCUAUUUAAUAAACCUUAAAUAGAUUUUAUUGA
Molecule: messenger RNA, 1568 nt
Organism: Vombatus ursinus (common wombat)
Lineage: Eukaryota; Metazoa; Chordata; Mammalia; Diprotodontia; Vombatidae
Gene: ELP6
Product: elongator acetyltransferase complex subunit 6
Exons: 8
Coding region: 387-1187 (266 amino acids)
Biological process (GO): tRNA wobble uridine modification
Cellular component (GO): elongator holoenzyme complex
Source: RefSeq, a predicted model, not a curated record